UAUUGGGAUAUUAAUAUUAAAUGUAUCAGGGGAAUUAAUGUUUAAUAAAUAGGUGAUAUUUGGUUUGUGGCCAAACAUUUUUUUUAAUUAGAAAAUAGUUAGCAAAGUACUUACUUAUAUAGAUUAUGCAGAUCGGCCGUUAUUUAUUUAAGCAUGAAAAAGAGUCAGGAAUCUUCUACAUCGAAAAAUCAAGAACCUAUAACUGCAUUUUUCAAAAAUUCAGAUGGUCCUAAUAAUGUCGCAAUAUCCAGAAAAACUAAUUAUUUACCAUCUGCGAAAAGAAAGGCUACGUGCCUCGAUAAUGAUCACUUAAUCUCGCAGCCAGUUAAGCUUAAGUUAAUGAAUAAAGAAACAGAUACGAAUAAGAAAUUAAAGCAAAUUAAAAUAGAAAAUAAAGAUCCUUUAAAACAACUUGAACAUUCUCCAAUAUUCAACAGCUUACCUGAUAUAUCAAAUUUACAAUGUGUCACAUUUGACAAAAAAGAUUUUGAACAAGAUGAUGUAAGUGAUGUUUUCAAUGAUGAUUGGGAGCACGAAGAGGAUGCAGCAGCCUUUGACAAGUUAAAUCUGAAUAAAAUGCAGAGAUGUGAGGUAAUCAGUUUGAAAAAUCAUGAAAACAAAAUGGAACUUUUUUUAAAGAGCGGUGAAAUGACUGGCACUUGUUUUGUUGAAGGGAUAUGGAAAUCAAUACCUUUGAGUCCGGGCGAUAUAAUCAGUGUGAUUGCAGCUAAAAAUGAAACGGGGCAACAUUAUUUAAACGACACAACUGGGCUGCUCGUCCUCCGGCCGGACCACUUGAUAUCGAGCACGAGUGUUGUGGCUGGAGUGUUUUGUAAGCGAAAAGCUGUACUCCAAGAGAGAUGGAGAGGAAUAGAUUCUGCCAAUACGGCGAUGACAAUUGGAAUAAUGGUACAUGAACUAGUACAAAAGGCUUUGACACAACAAAUAUCAGAUAUAACUCAGUUACGGUUAGAAGCUGAUAGAAUGAUAAGGGAGUCCAUACAGAUGUUGUACGAUGCGGGGAUGACCGAGGAGGAGACACGGACAAGCAUGCAGUGCUACAUACAGCCUCUCAACGAUUUCAUGAAGAGCUAUGUCGUUUCCAAGGCCAGUCAUGGAAUUAUGCAAAAUAACAAAGAAAACUGGAACGGUCAUAUUGAUAAAGUUUUGGAUAUAGAAGAAAAUAUAUGCUGUCCACAAUUAGGACUGAAAGGGAAGAUCGAUGCCACUUUGCAAGUUACCGUACCUGAAAAAAAUGUUCUCCAGAAAGCCAUAGUUCCUUUAGAGUUGAAAAGUGGAAAGGCAUCUGUGUCGGCAGAACAUCGCGGCCAGCUCGUAAUGUAUGGAAUGAUGCUGAGCUUACACAGAAACGAAGACCCCACUGUGGCUUUACAACGUGGACUGUUGCUUUAUUUGAGAGACAAAGUAGACGUGAGGGAGGUUAACUGUGGAUACCCAGAGAGGCGCGACUUGGUAAUGCUGAGGAAUCAGUUAGUUGAAAAUCUCACUUCGGAUCCCAAAGAUCCAGAUCCAGAACAGUUAACUGAUAUUGAAGAUGCCUCAUUUUUACUUCAGCAAAAGCUACCAGAACCGAUCAAUCAUGAGAGAGCAUGCACUAAAUGUCCGUAUUUAUCCAUUUGUUCUGUGCAUUUGUGGCAUUCGGGAGGCCCAUCAGUCUCUGAAAAUCAUCCGCUGUCAAAGUUACAAGGCCAAGCACUAGGACACUUAUCCAAAGAUCACAUAAAAUAUUUCUUUCAUUGGACGGCUUUACUUAAGAUGGAAGAGAAAUUUCAAACGAAUUCAUCACCUUUACAAGCCUUGUGGACUGAGAGUGCUGAAAAAAGAGAAAAAAGAGGGACUUGUAUUCCCAAUCUGAAAAUAAAGACAGUGGAGCAAUCGGGUGAAAAACAUCUUCACGUAUUUCGACGUUCAGGUGUUAGAUUAAAUAGAGAGAAAGGACCUCAAGAGGGGGAGUUCGCAAUAGUCAGUAUCGACGGUAGACCGUGGGUAGCCGCGGGAGUUGUCAGCUCAGUUAGUAGCGAUGAAGUGCAGAUACAUUUGGAAAGAGACUUGAGUAAACGUCUCUGCGUAGACACAUUGUACCACAUCGAUUCGUAUGAGUCUUAUUCAACUAUUGUACAAAAUCUGUCCAACCUCGGCGUCUUGCUUGAAUACAGUGAAAGAUCGGAGCGGCUUCGAACUUUGAUAAUAGACACAACGAAACCUCAGUUUGAGGCGAAGCUACCACGCGAAGUCGGCCGGCUCGGCAUCAAGCUCAUGCGCUCACUGAACAUCGAACAGCAGCGAGCUGUACUAAAAGCCCUUUCUGCUCAGGAUUACGCACUCCUCCAAGGUCUCCCGGGAACUGGGAAAACUCAAACCAUUUCCGUGCUAAUACAAAUGCUAGUUGGACUCAAACAAAGAGUACUAGUGACUGCUCACACGCACUCGGCGGUCGACACACUGUUGAGUAGAUUACCAGAGACUAUGAAAGUGAUGAGGUUGGGUUCGACGGCACGUGUUGAUAUAAAUCUGCUACAUCGCACCGAGAAACAAUUAACAGCUUCUUGUCACACCGUCGAAGAACUAGCAAGACUCUACGAUUCAAUGGAAGUCAUUGGUGUAACAUGCUUGGGGUCCACGCACGCCAUACUCUCUAGAACGACGUUCGACAUGUGCAUUGUUGAUGAAGCUACCCAGGUAUUACAGUGCACGGUAUUGAGACCGCUGUUUGCUGCUAGAAGAUUCUUGCUAGUUGGCGAUCCCAAACAACUCCCGCCUAUCGUGAAAAGUCGCGCCGCAAGGCGUCUCGGCAUGGAAGAGAGUCUGUUCCACAGAUUAAUGGACGAAGAAGCAACUUGCACCUUGCAUCUGCAGUAUCGCAUGAAUCAAGCUAUAACCGAUGUAGCGAAUCAAGUAGCUUAUGACUCGCGUUUGAAAUGUGCCAACGGACAUGUUGCUCUAGCUACACUCAGUAUUGAUAUGCAGAAAUUAAGUUCAAAAAUGGAAUGGUUAAAGAGAGCUUGCAGUCCAGAACCUGAAGACGCCGUAUUGUUUUUGGACAUGAAAUCUACAAAUGUAUUUGAUUUUGAAAAUGAAAGCCGCUCGUGUAGGAACAAAGCCGAAGCUUGCCUAGUUCUCGACUUGAUGGAAUGCUUCAAAGAGGGUGGCGUUUCAUCUAAAAAUAUAGGUAUAAUAGCGCCAUAUCGCGAACAAGUGUCACUACUGCGCAGGGCCCUGGCGUCCUACUCUGUAGAAGUUAACACCGUUGAUCAGUUCCAAGGCAGAGACAAAUCCAUCAUAAUAUAUUCGUGUACCAAAUGGAAUGUAAGCGAAGAUCAUAAAGUUAAGGAAGGAGAGAUACUGAACGACGAUCGGAGAUUAGCUGUGAGCGUGACUCGGGCGAAGCACAAGUUCAUUAUAGUUGGUAAUUCAAAAGCGUUGCAUUGCUACGUCCCACUGCAACGGCUGAUACGAGCAAGCGCUACUGUCAGUCUCAAUGAUGAUAUUGUUAAAUGUUUGUAUCAUAAGUAUAAAGAAAUCAUGAUUUAGUUUGUUUGAAUCAUUUUAGUAUGCUAAUAAUAAAAUAUU
This is a messenger RNA of Bombyx mandarina (wild silkworm), 3591 nucleotides long. RefSeq names its product DNA replication helicase/nuclease 2 (gene Dna2). Gene Ontology annotation, molecular function: single-stranded DNA helicase activity; 5'-flap endonuclease activity. Gene Ontology annotation, cellular component: cytoplasm. Lineage: Eukaryota; Metazoa; Arthropoda; Insecta; Lepidoptera; Bombycidae. Gene Ontology annotation, biological process: replication fork reversal. The record is from RefSeq and is a predicted model, not a curated record.